AUGAAAGAGCGCAAUCUCGCGCGUCUGCGUGAUGCUUCAUCAGGUCUAUUACGUGCCAUUGGUCGUGAUGAGGCCAAAGCACUUGAAGUAUUACCUUUUGUUCAAACAGUUACUCAAAAAUUAAUGUCAAUUUAUGUUCCAAACCAACUUUUUCCAAAAGGUCAAAUGGAUAUACCUGAAUUAUCUGCUCUACCUUCCAGGGAAACAAUGGAUGAGAGAUCUCGAAUCGCAAAAAGAUUAUUCGGUUUUAAUCCAAAAGAUAACUAUGUUGUUAAAGAAAUUUCACGGCGGUUCGGUGGUCUCAUCAAACAUGGUGAAUUGGUAGGUAUUGCAGCUGCAAUUGCUGAAAGAGCAAAUUUACGUUUAGAUCGAGAUGCAAAACGUCGUAAAAAUGUUCUUAUACGUUGGUUCGAUGAAAAUUGGGAAACAAUAGAGCCUUUCCUGGAUUAUGUUGUUUUGGAAGAAGUACCAGAAGAAGAUGAAGCAGAAUCAAAUGACGAAGAAGCAGAAACACAACCUCCAAAAGAAAUUCCUCCACCUCCACAAGCUGUCCCAACUCUACAGCCACUUCCUAGUAUUCCAAAAAUAGAAGAACAAUUCAGUAGAAAUGCAAGAAUCGUUAAACCUUUACCUAGCUCACAACCAUAA
Messenger RNA from Trichomonas vaginalis G3, 648 nucleotides. RefSeq lists its product as uncharacterized. Bases 1 to 648 code for a protein of 215 amino acids. The transcript has a single exon. NCBI's taxonomy places the organism in Eukaryota, Parabasalia, Trichomonadida, Trichomonadidae. The record is from RefSeq and is a predicted model, not a curated record.